UCCGCUGCCGCUCCCGGGCCUGCAACCGCUGAGCCGGGGGUUACCUCGGGCUGGCCGGGCCCCGGCCCGGGCUUUGGGAGCCUGAGGAGCCGGAAGAAUGCAUGGCCGGCGGCGAGGCCGGCGGAGUAAGGUGGCGGCGCGGCCCUAGCCCCGUUCCGGCUGUGGCACGGCUCGUGCCCGGUCCCCAGCGGCGCCGAGACUCGGUCCCCAAGGGCCCGGCCGCGUUCGCCCAGGCUGGCGGGGAGGGGCGGCGGGAGGAAGCGGCGGGAGUCGGGACUGCGGCGGAGCCGCCCCCACAGCGCCCUCUAAGGAAAGCGCGGUCGCUGCCGCCCGGCCCGCGCGCCCCGCCUGGCCCUCGCCUCAGACCCCUUCGCCUGCCAGUCGGGCCCCUCGGGGCUAGCUGGACGCUCGGCCAGGACCUCGAACCUCUUGAAGCACAGGGGCAGCCCAGAGGAGCCCUGACUGCAGCCCAGAGAGAAAAAUGACUUGCUCCAGUCUGUGACGAAGCUGGUACCUGAAGCCGAGAUCCCUGACUCCUAGAUAGGACCUCAAUAUAUUGCUCAGGCCGGUCUCAUACUCCUAGGCUCAAGAGAUUUCCCUUCC
Messenger RNA from Saimiri boliviensis boliviensis (Bolivian squirrel monkey), 603 nucleotides. NCBI's taxonomy places the organism in Eukaryota, Metazoa, Chordata, Mammalia, Primates, Cebidae. The record is from RefSeq and is a predicted model, not a curated record.